CGAGUUGCUCUGUGUACUCUAAAGAUGAAAUUAUUCAAAUAUCAUACUUAGCCAAAAACAAGGCAUUUAAUAUUAGAAAGCUAGAAAGUCGGAAACGUAGCCAAAAAGAAAGAAAGAAUUUACAACAAUGGAAUCACGGGUUAAUAAUCAAGAUGGCAAUAUAAAUGUCGACACGCCGAGAGAAGACGAUCCUGACACACAAUGUGGAUUUGGAUCUUUCCGUCCUGGUUUCUUACAGAUAUUUGCACGGAUUGGUGCUUUUGUUAGUUUUUAUAGCUUAUCAGGAUUGCUGACAUCAACGCUGGCUGUUUAUAUAAACUCUCAGGUUACUAUGCUAGAAAAGCAGUUUGGUUUCAGUAGCGCGGAGACUGGCUUUCUGAUGAGCUGUAACGAUAUUGGGUUCCUUUCGUGUAUUAUAUUCUGUGGGUUCAUUGCAAGAAAGGUACAUAUACCAAGAGGUUUGGGGAUCAGCACCAUUUUGUAUGGUAUAUGUGGUAUAAUGUGCUCUUUACCAUACUUUAUACAAGAUCUUUCCUCCUAUGAAAUCGAUCAGAUGACUAAUAACCUUGAUAUACAAACAAAUACAACAGCUCCUGGUGGAAAAGUCCCAAUGUGUGUAAAUGAUACAUCAAAUGGUGACAGAGAUAGAUGUUCUGCAGAUAUUGAAGGUGUUGCAAAAUCAAUGACUGUUGUUCAACAACUUCAAAUCAAGAAAGUUGCAUAUUGCAUUAUUGCUAUCGGAAUGGUGUUUCAAGGUGUCGGAAAGUCAGUCAGGUAUCCAUUCAUAACUCUUUAUGUAGACGACGCUGUCGACAAACGAAAGACAGGUUUUUAUAUGGGAAUUAUCAUAGGGACUGCGAUUUUUGGUCCUGCUCUGGCUUACCUUGUUGGUGGACUGUUUAAUAAUAUAUACAUUACACUCGAAAAGGUUGACAUAACACCAAAGGAUCCAAGAUGGAUCGGUGCAUGGUGGUUAGGAUUUGUUGUAUUUGGCGCCUGUUCGGUAGUUUUUAGUCUGCCGAUCAUGCUUUUCCCGCGCAAACUGAAAAGUAAAAGUCGAAUGAAAGAUUUGGAAAUGACUGGGGAGAACGUGGAACACGUUACACAUAAAUCGACUGGCCAGACUUUCAUUCAGGAAGUGAAAGAUUUUGGUAAAACGAUUUGGCGAUUGUUACGUAAUCCGAUCUACAUAACCAUUGCUUUGUCAUCAGUUAUCAGCGUUAUCGGCUUGUCGGGCAUGUUGUCAUUUAUGCCGAAAUAUCUUGUGAUCCAGUAUACAAUUCCUCUCUGGAAGUCGAAUAUCAUUAUUGCUAUAAGUACAAUAGCUGCAUUAGCGAUGGGCUCAUUUCUAGGUGGAUUAGUUUCACGCCGAGUUGAGAUGACUCCCCGGACAUCUCUAAAGAUGUUAUUGAUAUUCGACUUUAUAAAUUUAAUUUGUAUGAGCACGGGGUUCUUUCUCGGAUGCGAUCAACCGACGCUUGUAGGUGACAAUGGCCACGGACGUGAGCUGAAUUCACUUUAUUCGCCAAUAGAACGAUCUUGUAUACUUGGUUGUUCUUGUGAUGAUGGUGCAUAUUUCCCGGCGUGUGGUGAAGAUGGGCGUACAUAUUUCAGUCCCUGUCAUGCUGGCUGCACAGAACAAAUUGCUCAGUCAUUCUUCAACUGCACGUGCAUCAAUUCGGGGAAAGCGACACCAGGACUAUGUGAUCAAGGAUGUUCUUCAAAAUUGUACAUCUAUUCUGCAAUAACAUUUAUUGGAAGAUUUGUUGAUGCCUUUAAAAUCAUUCCAAUCAUAAUUGUUAAUUUAAGGUGUGUUGAGGAGAGAGACCGAGCAUCUGCUUCAGCAUUUUCUGGAUUUUUAUCGUCAGCGUUAGGAUGGAUGCCCGGUCCAGUUAUAUUUGGUGCUAUUGUCGAUGGAACAUGCUCUUUGUGGAAAUACACGUGUGGAGAACGUCAGUCUUGUCUACUUUACGACAUCAUACUUUUUCGAAAGGUCAUCCACGGAUACGGAACAAUAGCAACAGCUUUAUCAAUAUUCACUGUCUUCUUGUUGUACAUAUACUUGCGAGUUAAAGGAAUAACUAAAUGGAGGGAACACGACAAAAAAGCUGAUAAAGAUAAUAAAUUGGUAGAUCACUUUGGAGAGAGAGACGAGGGUGUUAAAGAAUAAAAAAAGCUUACGUUUAAAUCAAGGAAUUUCAAUUAAUUUCAAAUAGUUAAUUCAUAAAAAUCUACAAUUUGCAUGAUCUAAAAGUGAAAGAAAGUUGUGCGUCACCGGCCUCAUCUUCGUGUCAUCUGACCUUAAAUUUGAAUAGUUUGCUAAUGUCAAGGGCAGAUAAUUCAGAGCAAAUGUUAGCUAGGAAUUAUCUUUCUGUUUUUCAUAUACCUUUUUAGUGAUUGUGCAAAAUUUCAAUAAUAAGCAGUUGGUAGUUUCUUCAUAUUUUCCUUUACUCAAUUAUAUCCAAUUAAAAAUGAUAAUUUU
Molecule: messenger RNA, 2482 nt
Organism: Ruditapes philippinarum (Manila clam)
Lineage: Eukaryota; Metazoa; Mollusca; Bivalvia; Venerida; Veneridae
Product: solute carrier organic anion transporter family member 2A1-like
Exons: 12
Coding region: 128-2170 (680 amino acids)
Biological process (GO): transmembrane transport; sodium-independent organic anion transport
Cellular component (GO): membrane
Molecular function (GO): protein binding
Source: RefSeq, a predicted model, not a curated record